Schistosoma mattheei is the source of this 2111-nucleotide messenger RNA. The record is from the annotation of a GenBank genome assembly. Lineage: Eukaryota; Metazoa; Platyhelminthes; Trematoda; Strigeidida; Schistosomatidae.
GUUGGAUACCACUGAUACCAAACGACCGCACAAAUUGAAAAAUGGAAGCAAGUUAUGUUUACUCUAAAAAACGCUCCGAAUUCGGGAGGCAGUGCAAUUUAAGCGACAAAAAUGCUGAAGUCCUGAUAGAAAUAUUACCGGAUGCAGAGUUGUCUCAAAAGUUUAUCGAAAUGAAUCCUGUAGAUAAAGGUGUUCAGUGCUCACAAGAAAUGUCUGAACACGAAGCCAAUACCGAAAGGUACAGAUCAGAAACACACGGAAUGAAUCACACGGAGGGUGGCUGGCCGAAAGAUGUCAAUCCGCAGGAACCUGAUCAGGUAAUUAGAUAUCGAAAGAAAGUUGAGAAAGAAGACGUCUAUAUUGCGACAGUUCAUAAACUAGGAAACAUUAUGGAACAUUGUAUUAAACAAAAUAAUGCCCUAAACAUUUACGAGAACUACUUCGAUGACGUGUAUCUAAAUGCUUCGGAAGAUUCCCCAUCUGCAAAGUCUAUAAACGUUCUAAAAGACAUAAACAAUUAUAAGCGCAGCGUUGCCUACCUAUCCUGGUUUACAGAUGGCCCAACGAAAUUAGCAGUUGCUUACUGUAACACGGAGUUUCAAUCUCAGUCCCUAUCGAAUGAUUCAUAUAUAUGGGACUUAAACAACCCCAAUAGACCAGAGUUGAUACUUAAACCAGCUUCUCCUCUUGUUUGCAUAGAAUACAACCCUAAAGACUCUCAUACGUUAAUUGGGGGAUGUUACAAUGGACAGUUGGCUUUCUGGGACAGGCGUAGGGGCUCACUCCCAGUUGAAUUAUCUCCAGUUGAGCAUAGUCAUAGAGAUCCUGUCUGGAAAACGCUGUGGAUACAAUCGAAAACGGGUACUGAGUGUUUCUCCACUGGGACCGAUGGACAAGUUUUCUGGUGGGAUGUUAGAAAGAUGUCUGAACCUACAGAAUUUCUUUACCUUGACCCUACCAAAAAACAAGACAUUUCUUGUGCUCAGGGUGCGUAUGCACUGGAGUACGAAUCUACAAUGCCAACGAAGUUUAUGGCUGGAACCGAGCAGGGAAUGAUUAUCUCCUGCAAUCGGAAAGGUAAAACACCUGCGGAAAAAAUCGUUGCUGUUUAUCCUGGACAUAUCGGACCUAUUUAUGCAUUACAAAGGAACCCAUUUUUCCCCAAGAACUUUCUUAGCAUUGGGGACUGGACUGCCCGAAUAUGGUCGGAAGAUAUUCGAGAAUCUCCUAUAAUGUGGACAGCUAACCACAACCACGGUUUGUCGGAUGGCUGCUGGAGUCCUAUCCGACCGGCCGUAUUUUUUGCUACACGUUUGGAUGGAACACUUAGUAUAUGGGAUAUUAUAUUCAAACAGAAAGAACCUGCACUGAAUAUUCAGAUAUGUGAAGAACCGCUCCAUUGUCUCAAAGUCCAAGAACAAGGUCGAUUUGUUGCAACAGGAUCACAUGGUGGAAUAUGCACGAUCCUAGAACUCUCUGAAGGGUUUUGGAAUCAGCCUAAAAACGAGAAGUCAUUAGUCACUGCCAUGUUUGAAAGGGAAACCCAUCGUGAGAAGAUUCUGGAGGCCAGAAAUCGAGAAAUAAAACUACGAAAACAAAAGCACAGGGGACAGAUGAGACAACUGCUAUUGAUGAGGAAGAAUUAGACACAAAACGAGUGGAAGAAAUUACACGUUCAACACAAGAACAAUUUUUGAAACCAUUGAACGAAAACUCAAAGAACAUGAGCUAAGAGAAAAGCUUGCUAUGGAAUCUGCACAAACUGCAAGCAAUAAACAGUUAAAGAAUGAAAUAGUACUUGAUGAGGAAGAAGAACGUCCUGUAUCAAGCGACGAUGAGCAAGAUGUUGUUGAAAGGGAAGGAGAACAAUGUUUGCAAACUGAAGCAGACGAACCUAGUGAAGCUGUUCAGUCUUAAUCUAGAAUUCAAGAUAGCUCACAUCAUGUUCUGAGUUUAUCGCUGGUGAUAAGCGGAACUGGAUGUCUGCUGAUGUUAUGUUAUAUCGAAUUUUUUCUUGGAAUAUUAAAAUAUAAUAAAGUUUUUGGUGCAGUCGUUAAUACUUUUACAUAUCCCAGCACAAAAACAAAAGUUACAACUAAUUCGGCAUAAAG